Rotaria sp. Silwood1 is the source of this 732-nucleotide messenger RNA. Lineage: Eukaryota; Metazoa; Rotifera; Eurotatoria; Philodinida; Philodinidae. The record is from the annotation of a GenBank genome assembly.
AUGGCAAAUGGAUAUUGUACAAAUGAAUUAUGUGUCAAAAGAGAAACACAAUUACGUUUAGCUCUACUUCGUGAAGAAUUAUUGACUAAUUUCAAUACACUUCUAAUUGAUCGUAUUCGUUUUCUUGAACAAACAAUUAAUCGAUUAUCACUUAUAUCACCAUCGACACCGGCAAGUUCAUUACCAACAUUAACAGAUACAUGUAUGUCUCUAAAACCUAUAGAAAUCGAUCGACUUACACCACCAUCAUUACUUCGACGUAGUUCAUCAGCAGGAGCUUCAUUUCUUCAAAGUCCUAUUGACCCAAAUUUAAUGGAAUCAGGAGCCGGUGCUCGUUCAUGUCCAUCGAGUGUAGAUUUAUCAAGUCAAAAUGAAUCACGAAAACGAUUUUUAUCAAUCGAAAAACCUCCUCGUACACAAGAUAGAACAUCAUUUGAAUAUAAUACAACUAGUUUAUCUAUACCUAUAUAUCGACAUUGGGCAAGUUCAGCAGAUGAUCUUCAAUCAAGUGCUAUGGCUAAUAGUGAAAAAGGUCGUUUAGAAUCAAGACGUUUUGCAUGUGAUGUUGAUGAUAAUGAUGUACGAGCAUUCAAAGCAAUGAUUUAUAUGGAACAAGCCCGGAAACAACAUACACGACCAUUAACUCGUUUACGACAAGCAUUGGGUAUAUCAAGUAAUAGUACUCUAGGGAGUUCGACAUCAAACAGUUCAAAGAAACAAACAAAUUUCUAA